Messenger RNA from Lentinula edodes (shiitake mushroom), 797 nucleotides. RefSeq lists its product as uncharacterized. NCBI's taxonomy places the organism in Eukaryota, Fungi, Basidiomycota, Agaricomycetes, Agaricales, Omphalotaceae. The record is from RefSeq and is a predicted model, not a curated record. The transcript has 4 exons. Bases 157 to 600 code for a protein of 147 amino acids.
GUCAUAUCUACGUCCGAGGCAGUCACAUACCGAAUCUUGUAUUUUCAUUCUCAAAGUGUCUGCCUUAUAAACUUCCAGUUUUUUCCUGAAUAUCCCCAGCCCACAUCUUCUCUUGCCUUUGCCUCUUGGUAAACUCAGAAAUACUUAUAGAUCACAAUGGUCAUGAGAGUCCAGCCUGGAGUUUACUACAUCCGCAAUCUUAAAACAAAUGGCUAUCUCAAUCCAGAGAGUGGUUAUUCUUCUGCCGGUCGCAAAGUAUUUCUUGAAUCCUGGGUUCAGCAAGGCUCUUUGAAGUGGAUUGUUGCAUACAACUCCAUGAAUGGUACUUACUGGAUAAAGAGCUAUGUUUCUUCCCAGUACUACCUUGUACCUGGUAUCCCACCAAGUCGUGCACGGCCUCCUCAGCUUGAGUUGAAUGACCAGGCAUGUCCAUGGGUUAUUGCUGAUACUCCCAAUGGAAAUGGAUUCUUCAUAGUAAAGGGGGAUGAACAAGAUCAAGUCAUCGAAGCUGAUGCUGGAGGCCCAGGGGCACUUCUCAAUGACUUCAAUCCUUCCAGGGCUGAAAAGAGACAGAUCUGGGAGUUUGUCGCCGCCCAGUAAUUUCCGAAUGGGAAUGUUCACUGACACUUCAUGAUGUCAGGGAAGAAGCUUCAAGUAGUUCUUUUUUGUUUCUUUUGAUGUUUCUGUAAUAUUUUAUGUGUAUUAAACUCCGAAAUUUGGCAACUACCAAUCUACAGCUAUUACUAUAACUAAGUUUUCAAAAAGUUGUGAAGUUGUGUUUAGUAUCACCUUCUCUC